UCAUCCCGCACGUCUGCACCCCAUGCAAGAAGAGAACCAGAAAUAUUUGAGCAUCAAAUACAGCAAAGACACGCCCAACACGAUCGAGCUGCACAUCAACGGAGAGUCUCAUACGCUGGGAAAUAUGAUUGCUGAGAAGAUUCUGAGUGAUCCGCGCUGCACUUUCAGCGCAUACAAGGUGAGCCAUCCACUCAAUGAGGAGGUGGACCUGAAAGUGAGCGCGGAGAAGGACACACCUGUUCUUACUCUGAUCAAGGAGAAUUUAAAGGGUCUUGAGGAGGAUCUUGACAGCCUGAUAGGUCAGGCGAAGGAAGAGUGGAAAAAUGAGAGAUAGUAAAUAAAUUACGGAUUUGACGGUGAUAAACGGUUCAUUGCUUGUACUGCACAACUGGUUGAGCAUGGUGAACCGGAAAUGCAUCUUUAGAUGAGUGUUGGUGUGGUGGUUGCCGUUUAUGAUGUAGAAGAGAAUCUAGCGGUUGUUCAACAGCAGGUACUGUCAACGCGCGGUAAGUACAUUUAAAAACAUAGGUUUUUUGUGUAAGUGGUGCGAUUCUACCAUGGAUGUGCAUGCCGUUGAGUUCUGAGACUUUUGAUAUUAAACGUGCUUGUGAAGCCG
Molecule: messenger RNA, 616 nt
Organism: Vavraia culicis subsp. floridensis
Lineage: Eukaryota; Fungi; Microsporidia; Pleistophoridae
Exons: 1
Coding region: 23-334 (103 amino acids)
Biological process (GO): DNA-templated transcription
Molecular function (GO): DNA-directed RNA polymerase activity; protein dimerization activity
Source: RefSeq, a predicted model, not a curated record